AAAUUAGAAUCCUCACUGACCCAUUAACAUGUCUCUCCGUGCAGGGCUGUCACAAGCAGGCGUGCGGUGAGGCAGUGUUCAGCAGAAGAGGAGUCAGUUGUCAUUCUCUCCCUCGAACCCUGCCUGUGUGGCUCUUGGGUGAGGAGCUGAUGCCAGAUGACUCUGGGUGUCACAUCCAACCUGCAAGGUUAUUGUGUGGAAUUGGUUUGACGCGUGCUGUUAGCGUGCUACAAUGUCAAUGUGGCGGCGGCGGUUGGGGGAGUGAAGUGCCCCCUGGGUUCUGGUCUUCGGGGAGUUGAGGACUGGUGCUGUGCUUCUGGGGAUCUCUCCAACCUAAGAGCUCUAGCAAGUGCAAACGUUUUGAACCCUGGCUGUGUUCACAACCAUGGAAAACUUCAUGGCACCACUGAGCACGGUCAGCGAGCUUGCACUUCAGCAGAGCAAGGCUAAGUUCCUCCAUGGCAAGGUGAGCGGUCCCCCCCGGCGCAAGCGGGAGUUCAUGCCGGAUGAAAAGAAGGACAACAUGUACUGGGAGAAGAGGCGCAAGAAUAACGAGGCAGCCAAGCGCUCACGGGAGAAGAGGCGCCUCAAUGACUUUGCCAUGGAGAGCCAGCUGGCUGCUCUCAGCGAGGAGAACGCCAUCCUCAGGACAGAGCUGCUGUCCCUGAAGCUGCGCUUUGGGCUCAUCAGCCCAGACACCAGCAUCUACCCAGGCCAUUCCCUCCAGGACUUCCUGGGAGUUUAUUUCAGAGGGCACAGAGAAGCCUCCCCACUUCUCGAGGCAGAGCCCUUUGUGGGGGAGUCCUGCUUCUUCACAAAGACAUUUGUGCCAAAGGUGCUGGAGCCAGCUGACUCGUCCUGCAAAACCUUUGGCCCUUCCAGAAACAUCCUUGGCUGUGACUCAAAACCAGCUGCCAUAGACACACCUGGCCUUCAGCAGCCCAAGAGAUCCACAGUUUGCUCUCCGUUCCUCAAUUACCACUGCCCAGACAAAUAUGCUUUCCAUUUGCAGGAAAUGGAGCCAGGCAGUGCCUGCUUCUUGUGCCCUUCCCCCAGUCCAGCUGAGGUGAGCAAAGAAAGCAGCACAACUGUCUCAGAUGAAGAUGAUGAGCAGCAAGUACCCAAAACUUCUUCUCUACCCCCAUGCAGUCUGCUCUGCCCUUCAGAAGAUCAUUUGAAGGGCCGAAGCUCUGCUGCCCUACCUCACAAGCUCCGAAUUAAGACCAAAGCCCUCAGCAGCUUGGAGGAGAGUAGCCUGGACUCACACUGAGCGGGCAGAGGAAAAGCCCGCUGGGGCCAGUGCAAGACCUUCCAAAGACAUGAAGGGUUUGGAAGGAGGGUGUGGGAGGGAAACGUCUUACGCUUCAAAGAGUGAGGUCAUUUUCCCCGCUUUGCAUAAAUGAUAAGGGAUUUUUGCGAAUGAUAUUUCUGUAUUUGGAAAUUGCCUUUGUAAAACAUUCUCUGACCUUUAGCCGGGUUGGCUGAACCAUUUCCUUUUUUUGAAAUGAAUUACUUAUAAAAUAUAUAAAAUAAGGCAAAAAGACAAUUUAUACCAAAAUUGUUAACUGGGUAGAAAGCAUUUCAAUAUUUUGGAUUUUUAAAAAUGAUUUAAGAAUUAUUUUACCAGUUUUAAGUGCAAGUGAGCAACUCAGUUAACAUCUGGCUGCUUAUAUUAAUCAAGGUAAAUCUCAACUGGCCCAGUGCUGGACUUGCACUGGAGAAACUCAUUUUUCUUUUCUACCUUACUGUGCAAGCUGAAGACGCUGAACCGGACACCUAGCACUGAAGGUUUCUGUUGAGUUUCAGUGCCUGGCACAUUUGCAGCACUCAGAAAUAAUAGAAGAAUAUAAUACUCACAACUGCUGUCACAGAGGGUGCAGCAUCACUGGAUGGAACAGAACGGGCUGUUCCAUAGGUGUUCCCUAGUUGUUCCACAUUCUGCAGGUGUGUUCCCUUUAUGGAUAUAACGCUACCAGCUUGCUUGCCUCCCAGGGCUCCACAUGAGUGUCAGUUGGGCUAUGGGAAAUGCUCCCUUCCGUCUGAAUUUGUACAGUGAGAUGUGUUGGGAAGCUUCAGCAAAGCAUCACUGGAAACCUGCGCCCAGGCUGGGCAAGCUGUUCCUUGUUUUUCAUGUGGCGCUUCUGUUCCAUCCCCAAGCAUUCAAAGAAUAUCCGUGCUAAGCAAUUUCUAGCAUCAUCUCCACAUCGCUUCUAGCUGUUCCUGGUGACAGGGGCCCUGUGUCUCAGGAGACAGGCUCUUUUCCAGACCUCCAGACUUUGUUUGAUUUUCUCUAAUGCAUUUGAGUUCAACCUCUUUCCCCUUUUAAAGCAUUUUUGCUUCCUUUUACCUAUCCGCACGCUGCACAUAGUGUAUGUAUUCCCUGGGGUAUCUGCUGGCACACUUUCCCUAUCCAUCCUGCAUUCUGACUGCUUAUUCUUUGGGAAAGCCAGCACUGCAGCCAUAGCAGUGAGUGUGGAGUGGGUGCGAUGCAGCUGGAGAACUUUAGCCCAGCCAGCCACAUAGCUCGGGGCUCAGCAGAAGCCAGGAGGUGGCUUGAGCUACAUUGAGCUGAAAGCCAGCUGAGCCUCAGUGAGCAGCAGCCUUGUGGCGAUCUCUAAAGCACACUGAAUGCUGUUCCUCAGUUACCUCAGUUUACAAACCAAGGAUAGUUCUCAGAGAUGGAUUCCAGGUAUAUUUUCCUGUCCUCAGUUCUCCUUUCAUGUUUUGUCUUUUUUCCUGGGAAAAGAGGCUAAUGCUGUUCCCAUGUUUCUGUGUCUGUCAGCCCUAAACAUUUUUUUGACAUGUUGGACAAAUACAGUCCAAUCUGAUGGGAGAUCUCUCAAAGAGAACAAGCAACUUCAAAUUGUUCUCUUCUCCCCCAGCCAUCCAUUUUCGUGCAAUCUACCAUGUUCUUACUGAUAGAAAAAGUGCAUUGCCUGCUCAGCCCUACUGGAAACCAGAGAUGUCACUGGGAGCUCAGCCUCCUAGCUCAGAUGCCUGGGAGUCUCCACUUCACCACAUCUGCUGCCCACAGGACUACCCUGUUCCUUUUUGUGUUAUACUGUUCUCACUAAAAAUUUCAGGCUCUGGAGAAUAAGGACAAUUGUCAAGAGUAUUUUUCUAGAAAUCAUUUUAUAGCUAAUAAAGAAAUGCACUGAUAAUAAGACUGUGUAAAAGGACAAACCAUGCUACCUGACAUGGGAUGUAAUAAACCCUCAAAAUGGUUUGGAAAAGAGGGCCCUUAAUGGAAACUGUACAUAAAGUCAUCUGAACCGUGGAGCUAUAUCAACAUGUUGUGCCUAAUAAAAUUCUGUUUCCAGAUGCUG
Messenger RNA from Falco peregrinus (peregrine falcon), 3326 nucleotides. RefSeq names its product NFIL3 like basic leucine zipper (gene NFILZ). The record is from RefSeq and is a predicted model, not a curated record. Gene Ontology annotation, cellular component: nucleus. Bases 386 to 1270 code for a protein of 294 amino acids. Gene Ontology annotation, biological process: regulation of DNA-templated transcription; circadian rhythm; DNA-templated transcription. The transcript has 3 exons. NCBI's taxonomy places the organism in Eukaryota, Metazoa, Chordata, Aves, Falconiformes, Falconidae. Gene Ontology annotation, molecular function: DNA-binding transcription factor activity; DNA binding.